UUACUCCCAUCACGCGCCGAAUCUAAGCAAUUGUAAACGAGAGUGGGAUUCACGCGCUUUUCGUGUUCCGUUUGCCCUAAUCGACUCUGCUCAGAGAAGACGAAGGAGAGAGAAACUUCCUCCGAUAAACCUUCCGUACAAUCCGAUCGACUCACCGGCGCCGGAUCUCUCCACGACUCGGUUGAAUCGUCCUCUCUCUGAAUUGUAUCUUGUCUUUUAACCGCGUUGACUCAGUUACGAUCACACAAUGGAUCCAAUGGAUAUAGUCGGCAAAUCCAAGGAAGACGCUUCACUUCCAAAAGCUACGAUGACUAAAAUCAUAAAGGAGAUGUUACCACCAGAUGUUCGUGUUGCUAGAGAUGCUCAAGAUCUUCUUAUUGAAUGUUGUGUAGAGUUUAUAAAUCUUGUAUCUUCAGAAUCUAAUGAUGUUUGUAACAAAGAGGACAAACGGACGAUUGCCCCCGAGCAUGUUCUCAAGGCACUACAGGUUCUUGGUUUUGGAGAAUACAUUGAGGAAGUCUAUGCUGCGUAUGAGCAACAUAAGUAUGAAACCAUGGACACACAGAGAAGUGUGAAAUGGAACAGUGGAGCUCAAAUGACUGAGGAGGAAGCAGCGGCUGAGCAACAACGUAUGUUUGCAGAAGCACGUGCAAGAAUGAAUGGAGGUGUUGCGGUUCCUCAGCCUGAGCAUCCAGAAACCAACCAGAGAAGUCCACAAAGCUAAUUGAAACCGUCCUUUGAAUCGGUAGGCAAAAAAGAAAAAAAGAAAAAGCAUCCUAUUAACAUUCCCUUGUAAGUUCAAAUGCGUAUGUCCUCUGUUUAUAUGCUCUUAGUAUAAAAUAUGUUAGCGUUUCAUGAUCUUAAAAACACCCUUGUGAUUCAGAUGUAAUUAGUAAGCAUUCCUUGUUUUGUGUUACUUGUGUGUCUUGACUAAGUAUGGUGGGUCAUGUCUAACACCAAAGCAUCCGAUUCAAUGGUUCUAUAGACGGGAAUUUGAUCCGUAACCUAAUGUUUGUACGUUGGAUGGGUUUGGUAAUGAGUGUAAUUGUCUUUCUAUAAAAGAAAAUGCUGGAUCAUUGUUUAGUGUUGA
This is a messenger RNA of Camelina sativa (false flax), 1090 nucleotides long. RefSeq names its product nuclear factor Y, subunit B13 (gene NF-YB13). The record is from RefSeq and is a predicted model, not a curated record. Gene Ontology annotation, molecular function: protein heterodimerization activity. NCBI's taxonomy places the organism in Eukaryota, Viridiplantae, Streptophyta, Magnoliopsida, Brassicales, Brassicaceae.